AUAUAAAUAUCCCCAGGUUACAGUUAUCUUGGAUUCAUGAUAAACGGAUCCACCUAAUAUUGCGCCAUUGCGUUUAAUUUAUUGUAAUCAAUCUGUUUAGGAGAACUGACUUAUCUAACGUCAAUAACUUUUAUAUAAUGUGGAAGUAACAAUCCUCCAAACAUUAGUUACUAUUUACUUUCCAACAUGAGCGCGCGAGUAAGCUUAUUGCUGCUGUUUUUAGGAAUUAUUAAUGGAAACCAAGGUGCUAGAAUUCUUGGAGUGUUUCCCUUUGGAGCUCCAAGCCAUUAUAUACUUGGAAGUACUCUAAUGAAAGGGCUCGCUGAAGCUGGCCAUGAUGUCACCAUCAUUAGCCCUUUCAAGGAAAAGAACCCUCCAAAAGGUGGGAAAUGGACUGAAAUUAUUCUCGAUGAUCUUAUGGAGCCGUUGAAGAAACUAUUUAUUAAGCACGACCCUUUUAAAAUGGAAGGACAGAGUGGAAUAUCUACUAUAAAUCUCAUAAGCACAAUGUCAAAUAUAGUAUCAGAGGGUGCUCUUAAACAUAACAAGAUACAGGAGUUGUUAAAAAGUAACCAAAAAUUCGAUGCAGUUAUUAUUACACAGUUUGGCAUCGAUUCGAUGAAAGCGCUCGCAAAUCAUUUCAACGCACAUUUGAUUCUAUUUAGCAACACCGCGGCAAACUCUUGGCUAAAUCACUUCGUGGGAAAUCCAUCUCUUCCAUCAUUCGCUCCAGAAAUAUUAUUAAAUUUCCCAGAAAAAAUGUCCUUUAUGCAAAGAGUAAAAAACACCAUUUUCAAAUUCGUUAGUACUUUGUACCACAACAUAUAUUUUUAUCCACACCAAAAUACGUUCAUCCAGAAAUACUUCCCAAAUCCUGUGGAUAUAGAAGACACGUUGUAUAACGUGUCCCUAGUGCUGUUAAAUUCUCACGAAAGUAUAUUUACGGCACAACCCCAUGUCCCUUGCAUGAUUCAAAUUGGAGGGUUUCAUGUACAACCACCGAAGAAGUUGCCCGACGAUCUACAAAAUUUUUUGGACGAGGCAAAAGAAGGAGUUAUUUAUUUCAGUAUGGGAUCCAAUUUGAAAAGUCAGAACCUGCCUGUAGAGAAGAGAGAGGCGAUUUUAAAGACUUUCAGUAAAAGAAAGGAGAAGAUACUGUGGAAGUGGGAGGAUGAUGUACUACCUGGUCAGCCACCAAACGUCAAACUAGGGAAGUGGUUGCCGCAACAGGACAUUUUGGCUCAUCCAAACGUAAAGCUCUUCAUAACUCAUGGGGGGCUUCUUAGUACAACAGAAACGGUCUACCAUGGCGUGCCAAUUAUUGCUAUUCCAAUUAUAGGCGACCAAAAAAUGAACGCUUACAAUGGGGAAAGAUUAGGUUAUGGUAUUGUCCUUCCAUUUGAAGAACUUAACGAAGAAAAUCUGUCGAGACUUAUGGAUGAGAUUUUGUCAAAUCCUAAAUACACCAAUAAUGCUAAAGAGCGCUCGAGAAUCAUGCAUGACAGACAGGUCAAACCUCUGGAUAAUGCAGUAUACUGGGUGGAAUACGUUAUACGCCACAAUGGCGCUAGACAUUUGAGGGUUCCUUAUUUGGAACUGACCUGGUAUCAGUUCUAUUUAUUAGAUGUUUUUCUAUUUAUCUUUGCCGUUAUUUUUACGGUUCUGUUUGUGAUUAAAAAGGCUGUUUCGUAUUUAUGUCGUAGGAGUCAAAGUAAGACCAAGAAAGAGUAAAUAUUUUUAUAUUUGUGUUUAUUAUUAACGGUCUAGUAAAUAUAAAAUUGCCUGAAAAAUUUAACUUAGAAUAUCAAAUAUUUUCAGAAAUAUAUGUUUAGUUCAAAUAAUUAUGUUAACAUAAUUUGAGGGUGAAUUUCGCAAACAUUUUGUUGAAUUUCGUUGAUACAGCUCUCAAUUUCCUCCUUCAAGGCAUAGGUGGUGGUGGGCUGGUUGGCGUAAACCAUAGACUACAAAAAGCCCCAAAGAAACGGCGUUAAAUUGCAUGAUCUGGGCAUCCAAUUCUGAUCACUAAAACGGGAAAUUACACGACCAGGAAAUGACUCAUGCAUGCACCGAAUUGUUUCUCGGGCCGUAUGGCAUGGGGCAGCGUCUUGUUGAAACCACGUGCCGUCUACAUCUUUAUCUUGCAAUUUAAACACAAUAAAUUGGAUUAUCAUGUCGCUAUAGCGAGCACCAUUAACUGUUAUUGCCUGACUUGCCGCAUUUUUGAAGAAGAAUGGUCCGAUGAUUCCUUCAGCCCAAAAUCCGCUCCAAACAGUGACACGUUGUGGAUCCAUUUGUUUCUCAACAAUCACUGGUGUAUUUUCUGAACCCCAAAUACGACAAUUUUGUCGAUUAACGAAAUUAAGAUGAAAAUGAACCUAAUCGCUAAAAAUUAUUUUGUUCGAAAAAUCAGCAUCCACUUAUUGUUCCAUAAUUCAUCCAACGAACUCUCUUCAGUUCUUAAGUCAAUGGAACUUUGUAAGCAAAUCUUUCCUAAGAAUACGUUUCUCGAAAUAUUCAAUUCUUGACCAUGUUGCCGAAUUGAUGUUCCACGGCUCUCAGCAACACUCUCAAGAACUACUUCGAUGUUUUGUGUUAAACGACUUGUUCUACAUUUAAUUAUUGCUCCAGAAACAACUAACGUGUCAUUUUUUUAUUAGAACUUGUUACCGUAAAGAAUUAAACUGGUAUGAAACCCUGAA
Messenger RNA from Anoplophora glabripennis (Asian longhorned beetle), 2699 nucleotides. Its product is annotated as UDP-glucuronosyltransferase 2B10. Bases 187 to 1731 code for a protein of 514 amino acids. The record is from RefSeq and is a predicted model, not a curated record. NCBI's taxonomy places the organism in Eukaryota, Metazoa, Arthropoda, Insecta, Coleoptera, Cerambycidae. The transcript is spliced from 4 exons. Gene Ontology annotation, molecular function: UDP-glycosyltransferase activity.